GGGCCGCAGCCCUCCCCGUCCCGCGCCAGCGGGCACAUUCGGCGCCGCCCGCGAGCCGGAGCGCGGCGCUGGGCGAGGCGCCGAGGCGGGCGCUGAGGCGGCGCCGCGCGAGCAGCAGCAGAGGCGGCGGCGGCCCCCAGCCCAGCCCGGCGCCGCAGCCGAGCGCGGGCCCCACGGUGCGGUAGCUCCCCAAGUUCCCGCCAUGAACUGCCGGCUUGGGGGACGGCGCGGCCCCGGGGACUACCGCCCCGGCCGGCGCGAUCGCAGCGCCCCGCGGCCCCGACGCGCCUAACGCUGCCGCCCGCCGGUCCCGCCGCCGCCGCCGCCGCCUCCGCCGCGCGUGUCCCCGCCGCCGCCUCGGCCGCCGCCGCGCCGCCGGCAGCAUGUCUCGGAGGAAGAUUUCGUCCGAGUCCUUCAGCUCCCUGGGCUCCGACUACCUGGAGACCAGCCCGGAGGAGGAGGGCGAGUGUCCCUUGUCCAGGCUUUGCUGGAACGGCAGCCGGAGCCCGCCCGGGCCGCUGGAGCCCCGGGUGGCCGCCGCCGCCGCCGCCCCGGCCCCCGCCGCCUCCGCUGCAGCCGCCGCCGCCACAGCCGGGGCCAGGAGGGCGCAGCGCCGGAGGCGGGUCAACCUGGACUCGCUGGGGGAGAGCAUCAGCCGCCUGACAGCGCCCUCGCCUCAGACGAUACAGCAAACUCUCAAGAGGACAUUGCAGUAUUAUGAACAUCAAGUUAUUGGUUAUAGGGAUGCAGAAAAGAAUUUCCACAAUAUUUCUAACAGAUGCUCCUAUGCCGACCAUUCCAACAGAGAGGAAAUGGAAGACGUCUCAGGAAUUCUCCAGUGUGCUGCUAAUGUACUAGGUUUGAAGUUUGAGGAAAUUCAAGAAAGAUUUGGUGAGGAGUUCUUUAACACCUGCUUCGAUGAGAAUGAGCGGGUGCUCCGCGCAGUAGGCGGCACGCUGCAGGACUUUUUCAAUGGCUUCGAUGCGUUGCUGGAACACAUCAGGACUUCUUGUGGGAAGCAGGCCGCGCUGGAGUCGCCGUCUUUCCUGUGCAGAGAGCUGGGUGCAGGCUCGCUCCUGCUGCGCUACUUCCACCCGCACCGCGUGGUCGGGCUGGCCAUGCUGGGGAUGAUCAAGGCCGCAGGGAAGAACAUCUACCGGCUGGACGUGGAGGUGGAGCAGGUGGCGGACGAGAAGCUGCGCCCCGACGGCGCCACCCUGGGCAACUGCGGCUGCCUGACUUUCCUCAUCAGAGAAUGUGGAAACCCUGCGCUCACCAGGAACCCUGCGCAGGGAGCCUCGCGCGUCCCCGCGGACCUCAGCAUCGGCAUCAGCACCUUCUGCAGAGCCUUCCCCUUCCACCUCAUGUUCGACCCCAGCAUGUGCGUCCUCCAGCUGGGCGAAGGGCUGCGCAAACAGCUCCGCUGCGACGCCCACAAAGCGCUCAGGUUCGAGGACUGCUUCGAGAUCGUGUCCCCGAAGGUCAGCGCCACCUUCGAGAGGGUCCUGCUGCGACUGUCCACCCCGUUCGUCAUUAGAACAAAGCCUGAGGCUUCCGGCGCUGAAAGUAAAGACAAGGUGAUGGAGGUCAAAGGACAGAUGAUCCAUGUGCCAGAGUCCAACUCCAUCCUCUUCCUGGGCUCCCCGUGUGUGGACAAGCUGGACGAGCUCAUGGGCCGAGGGCUGCACCUCUCAGACAUCCCCAUCCAUGAUGCUACCCGAGAUGUUAUUUUGGUUGGUGAGCAGGCCAAAGCCCAAGAUGGCUUGAAGAAGAGGAUGGAUAAGUUAAAGGCAACUUUAGAAAGAACACACCAGGCCCUGGAAGAAGAAAAAAAGAAGACGGUGGAUCUUCUGUAUUCUAUUUUCCCGGGUGAUGUGGCCCAGCAGCUGUGGCAGGGGCAGCAGGUGCAGGCCCGGAAGUUCGACGAUGUCACUAUGCUCUUCUCAGACAUCGUGGGCUUCACGGCCAUCUGUGCCCAGUGCACGCCCAUGCAGGUCAUCAGCAUGCUGAACGAGCUGUACACCAGAUUCGACCACCAGUGCGGGUUUCUGGAUAUCUAUAAGGUGGAAACAAUAGGUGACGCAUACUGUGUGGCCGCAGGACUCCACAGAAAAAGCCUCUGCCACGCGAAGCCCAUUGCUCUGAUGGCCUUGAAGAUGAUGGAACUUUCCGAAGAGGUGCUGACACCUGAUGGAAGACCAAUUCAGAUGAGGAUAGGCAUUCACUCAGGUUCCGUGCUGGCUGGAGUUGUUGGGGUGAGAAUGCCACGUUAUUGCCUGUUCGGAAAUAAUGUCACUCUGGCAAGCAAAUUCGAGUCGGGAAGUCACCCUCGGCGCAUCAACAUCAGCCCGACCACUUACCAAUUAUUAAAACGAGAAGAAAGUUUCAUAUUCAUUCCUCGGUCCCGUGAAGAGCUUCCAGAUAACUUUCCAAAGGAAAUCCCUGGGAUCUGCUAUUUCCUGGAGGUAAGAACUGGUCCAAAGCAGCCAAAGCCUUCUCUCUCCUCAUCAAGAAUAAAAAAAGUUUCCUACAACAUCGGCACCAUGUUCCUUCGGGAGACGAGCCUCUGAGACCUGCUGCAGAUCAAAAACUCCUCCAAAAAGCACAAGCCCAGCACCUGGGGCAGGACAGGAGCCUGGAGAGAGAUGGUUUCUCUCUCAGUGAGUGCGUCGCUGAAAACAAGUGUGGAAUUUCUGUGUUAUGUCAGGCAAUAAUCAUAGAAAAAGAUGGGUGACUACUGCUAAUAAAAAAGCUGGAGCAUGAGG
Messenger RNA from Nycticebus coucang (slow loris), 2765 nucleotides. It is a transcript of the gene GUCY1A2, whose product is annotated as guanylate cyclase 1 soluble subunit alpha 2. NCBI's taxonomy places the organism in Eukaryota, Metazoa, Chordata, Mammalia, Primates, Lorisidae. The transcript has 8 exons. The record is from RefSeq and is a predicted model, not a curated record. Gene Ontology annotation, biological process: cGMP biosynthetic process; response to oxygen levels. Gene Ontology annotation, molecular function: heme binding; guanylate cyclase activity. Gene Ontology annotation, cellular component: guanylate cyclase complex, soluble. Bases 384 to 2570 code for a protein of 728 amino acids.